CUUUGCGCUGCACACGAAAGGGAAAUGAAACGGCGACUUCUCCAUUCCAAAAUCCCCCUCUCUCUCAUCUUUAGCUGUAACGAGUGUUCAUCGGUCGGAAGCUUUGCGACACGUAACGUCUACUCCUUAUUUUCAGUUGUUUUGGUGUUUUUUUGAUUUUUACGUCUCGUGUAGCCUUCUAUUGACCGUAAGCACUUUGCUUCGAGUGGAUUUCCAGGCGCCAGAUUCAUCGAGCCCGUUCAUAGGCAGGCUAGCUAGCCACCUAGCUACGUCUUAGCUAGCUUACUUGCUAACUAGCUUGCAGUACUGAUCGGGGGAGCGGAGUUUUGCAAACAUACUUGGGGGCGUCGUCAUUGCACCGCACCUGCCCAUAACCACCCCCUUUAAUCUGAAAAGUAUUUGCGGUGAGGUUUUAUCGCUAAGCUUUGUGUUCCUAGCUAGCGUGCUCGAUAUAGCCUGCUAGCUAAUACCCUGCGUAUUUAGCGUAGAAGCCAGUUCAAGGCCGCAGUCCAUCACCACCAUCAGCUGCCACUACCACAACAGUGUUUGCGACGCCGUGCAGUAAGAGCUGACAGCUUACUUGGUGACACAGAGACUUCUCCCUGAGGAGCCAAGAAGCAGACGGCUCAUGACUUCUGACCAGGACACGAAAGUUGUAGCUGAACCACAGGUGCAGCCAGUACAAGAGGCAAAAGAGAACUCUCAUUUGGAUUCCACUAAGGUUUCAGACCUCAACCCCAAUGCCAAAGCAUGGGCCAACCACAUGUUUAGCCUGGACCCCAGUGGGAGCGCCGACAACACAACUGCUGCCCUGCAGCCAUGGAAGGAAGGUUGCGAUAGUUCAGUUGACCCAGGCCCAGAAGGUCAGCCCACAGACUAUGAAGCCAGUGAAGACAAGACUUACAAGGAGCCUCUACUAACCGGUCCAGAUGAGCCUCCACCGGUGGCAGUGAUGCUGGCGGAGCCGGCGCCCGUGGCCUCCGUCGCCCUGGAGUGCUCCGAGCCAGGCUACACAGAGUACCCUGAGCCCGGGCAGCCUGGGCACCCAGCCACUGAUCCCCAGACUGAGACGCCCCAGGAGGGUUUGAGGGAGCACCUGAAGAAGACCCUGGAGUUCUGUCUUUCCCGGGAGAAUUUGGCCAGUGACAUGUACCUCAUCUCCCAAAUGGACAGCGACCAAUAUGUGCCAAUCGUGACUGUGGCCAACUUGGACCAUGUCAAAAAACUCAGCACUGACGUGGAGCUGAUUGUGGACAUUCUACGAUCUCUGCCCCUGGUCCAGGUUGAUGAGAAGGGAGAGAAGGUGCGACCGAAUCAGAACCGCUGCAUCGUGAUCCUCAGAGAGGUUCCUGAAAGCACACCGAUAGAGGCCAUUGAGGCUCUGUUUAAGGGCGACAACUUACCCAAGUUCAUCAACUGUGAAUUUGCCUAUAACGACAACUGGUUUAUCACCUUUGAAUCAGAAGCAGACGCACAGCAGGCAUAUCAGUAUCUCCGUGAGGAGGUGAAGUCCUUCCAGGGGAAGCCAAUUAAGGCAAGGAUAAAGGCAAAGGCAAUCGCUAUCAACACUUUCAUGCCAAAGAACGGUUACCGGCCGGUGGAGGUGAACCCGUAUGCCCAGCAUCGGUACACGUCCUACUACAUCCCACACGUUUACCCCCAGCAGCACUUCCCCCUGUACAACCUCAUUGCACCGCACACCUGGACGGCCACGCCCGGCUUCAUCGACCCCACACUAGUUACCCCCUUUCACAACAACCAGUUCAUCAAUGGAUUUACCACCUCGCACAGUUUCAAGCCAGCGACGUCGCCCCUCGCUGUCCGACACUACUCGCCCAGGAACAGGAAACCUCACUUGAGGCCGACUGUUCCCACAGCAGACCGCAGUGCCGGGCUGCUGGAUAACCCCAGCCUCUUCUCCAGCUUCCCCAGUGAGCGGCUCAACGGAGUUCGCGGAAGCCCACCAACACGACUCCCCACUACCCAGCCCAGAACCAGGUUACCCUCCACCGUGGCCUUCCCCCGCAGGGACACUGUAGGCACAGGCCGAGUAACCGAGGCCACAGCCACAGACUACUGCCUCAGUGGACGAGGAAGGAAAAAUGUUUCUGCUUCUAGGAAAAAGAGGGAUGAAAAGUUUACAAGAGUGACGCCUCAGUCACCGCCUCCUCCCAAACCUCCGUCUCCGAGCUUCGAGCUGGGUCUCUCCAGCUUCCCUCCCCUUCCCGGAGCAGCCGGCCAGCUCAAGACAGACGACCCAUUUGACAACCGGCCGGCCAGUGGCGUGGUUGUCAGUACGACCAAGGAACGGAAUGGAAGUGUUGAGUCCAGCGCUGGAGGAACUCCGUCGCCCACAGGCCCUAAGGAGCCUCUCCGGCCCUCCUCCUCCCCGAUGCCUACGAGCUUUCAGCCCACGCCGAGCCAGCUGACAACGGGCUCUUCCUCCACGCUGACCCCAGCAGCUGCCCCGCCACACAGUCCUGCCCCCCCCCUGCCAGCAGCCGAGUUGAAGGUGACGGAGGCGAGGCCAAAGGAGGCGCAGUCGUCUGUGGAGCGAGUUCCUGGGACGCUGUCCACUGCUAGCAAAUCAGUGCAGGUCAACGGUGCUGCCACAGAGCUGAGGAAGCCCUCAUACGCUGAGAUCUGCCAGCGAGUGAAGGACACCCCAACGUCACAGCAACCCCAGAUCCCAAAGGAAGCCAAGCCACCCUGCGCUGCCUCUGCGGGCGAGGACAGGAAGUGCCCUGAUGCCUGUAACCAGGCCGAGGCCAAGGCCAGAGAGACAUUCCCCUGCUCCAAACUGGGCUUGACGGUCAGCAACUCAGGCAGACCUCCAAGGGAGAACCGAAGGCCAACGGGGCGGUGGGCCUCCCCGCCCCCACACCCAGGGAAAACCCCCAGCAAAGACCCCCACCACACCCCACCCAAGUCCCCACAGUAGGGGAGAGCAGACCCCCUGUCCCUUCGAGUCCUCCAGUCUCCCCACUAUGCUCCACAGAUGCGAUUAAAAGGAAACCUAUGUCAGGGCUACUCACCAGUCGCAGACAGAGGACGCCUUCUUUUCUGGAUCAGGGCUUGCAGACAAAAGCACUUUACUGUGCAUGUAGAGCACCGUUUCAUUCUUUUUAUUCUAUUUAUUUGCUUUUUUUAUUUUAUUUUUAACUUUCAGUUUGGUUUUUCCUCCUUUUUUUUGCAUUAUGUAGGUCCUACAGCCUGUUCGUUGGCACAGACAACACUGAAAGUCAUUCAUUGCUCCUGGGAAUAAAUAAGUCUUGGCAUUGUUGGAAGGUGAAAGGGACGUCGGCCUCACCAUGGGUUGCUCUUAUGGUGAAAGGUUUGCAUGCUGCAGCUUUCUGAGCUUCAUUAUCAGUGAGGGUUAUUACUCCUUCACACAGAUAAGUGCAGGCCUCUGUGUCUGUGCCCAUCACUUCACCUUUGUCUCGUUUGUCAACACUUCUCUUAUAUGCAACUUAAUAUCACAAUCACAACAAGGGUUACAUCAGCUCAGCGACAUCGUUUUUACACUAGAAGACCUUUUCCAGUCUUUUUCCAGCAGUAGUUCUGCUUUGCUUACAGACCGUUGUCAGUGUAGUUGCUGCAGGUAAUCGUCUCCUCAGCGCUUCCUUCCUCUGCUGUUUUCCCAGGAUGAAAUGGCUCCCUCUGCUGGGGGCUCAUCUACUCUGUGCCAACACUGCUAAGGACUUUUAUUUGUGGGCUGUCGCUUGCGUCUCACAGCCAGGGUGGGUCAGUGCUGUUUCUGGGCUUCCAGGCGGGAAGAGCAAACUUUGACUGAAGACAAAUGAAGAAUCUCCAACUUUUCAGAGGCAGGAGAACGCUUGUUUUACUCGUUAUAGUGAUGUUGAAACUAGUAAAGAUCAAGAAAGUGAUGCACAGAGCUGGAAAAAUGCACUGAAUGUAAAGAACAGUCUCUGUUUUGUAGAGUUGAGGGGACCUGCGCAUUAACACACGUCUGUGCUGUUGGUUGGUUUGUCUCUAACUGGACCCUUUCUCCUUUCUCGCGUUCAUCUCUUUGAGCUAAAGACGGUUCAUGUAUCAGAUGCAGCUUCCUCUGACGUCAUCUCUAACAAGCUGACAAAUUCAAAUCCAGUGGUGAUGAUAGCGGAGCAGCUCUUUGAGGUUCACACAUAGGUGGGAACACAUUAACACUAAGGAUUCGGAUCCUCAUGAAACCGGCUCGCCAGGUGUAAUAGGCUCAGAAUAACUGAUGAGGCCCCACAUCCAGUGUUGAGAGGCGACGAGGGCUUCGUGGCAUGUUUCCACUGGAUGGUGCUAGACAUCGAACCCUGGAAUCUGUUACGGCUCGUGAUGCUACAUGCACACGAUACUUGAUUUACAUCUGCAGAACCUUGUUUACACAUUUGCUGUUUUUCAAAUUCAUUUGUUUAUCGUAGCUAAAGGGAAAGAAUCCUGAGUGCGGAGACGUAAAAUGAGGUGGACAAUGUUCCUGUUGGGCUGCGGCGGAGAUGCUUGAGCAGCGUCUCUGCCGGUUCUACUGACGUUCCUUCUUCCUGAAGGAGCUGGUGUCUGUGUAGACGUGCAGCAGUUCUGCAUUGAGGGCUUUCCUGGAAUGGUUGAAUGUGGAAAGUGAGAUGCGUCAUCAGACCGUAUAGAUUGUGAUUGACACUUAAGGUGUGUGUGUGUCAUGUUGGAGUGUGAAGGACAUGGCCAGGAGUCCAUGUGCUGAAAUGUUGUCGCGUGAUAAACCUUUAAGCAGAAACGUGGAGGCAGGCGGCAGCAGGCGCGUUCCCUGUGGCAGGUCGUCAUCACCGCUUUCCUCUGCAUCAGCGCCGUGGUUUCCUGUCACCAGGCUUCAGUAGGUUAAAAGCCUUUCUUAAACAGAAGAGAUGACACAGAUCUGCUCAGGUGCUUCAGAUGUACAGUGAAUCCCAUCCUGUGUCAUAGUGAUUCUGCCGACACGCUGUAACCUGUGGCUCCUGUAGCAGCCGCUGUGGCAGAACCACCAGACUGUGAUUGAAAAAGAAUCUUCUAUAGCAGCUUUGCAGCCUGAUUUCUGCAUUUAGACUUUGCUUUGCUGAGGUGAGAUUCCUUCCCUGCUUGACCCUUAAAACCACUGGACUCUCUGGUGUCUGGAAAAGUCUUCCUGCAGCAAAGGUCAUUGUGGGCAACUCGCUGCGCCUGCUGCCGAUUCGGACGAUAAACCCUGAGUUUGGCUAGUUUGCUUUUGAAGGACUAAGAUGCACUUGGAUGGGCUGGUUUAAUUUAGUUUAGUGUGUUUUCAUUUGUGGAAAUGGUCAAAAAGAAGAAACGGCACCAUCUCUGCUUAUUUAUCAACUGUUAGAAAUGACUACGCUUUCCUUUUGGGCAGAAGAAAUAAUAGAGACGCAUUGUCUCUGUCAAUACACAACAUGUAAAAAUCCAUCCAGUGUUCGAGAAACUUGAAUUUUAUUUAAACUUGAAAAAUGACUUUGCCUUAACUUUUCUACAAGACAAGCAUAAAGUUUAUUUCUUUUCCAAACCUCCCCAACACGUAAACGAGGAGCGGUGCGUCACGAGUCUUAGAGAGACAACAGAUCUAGCAGCAUUGUCUUUAUUUUCCCUUUUGGUUUUUGUAAAAUGAAUGAAAAGAAUAAUUUAGAUCUUUUUGUUUCAUAGUUUCCAUUUGUGUUUUUUGGGGAAAACUAAAUCUUGUAAAUGCAAAACUAGUCAAUACUGUAUUAAAUAUGUGCACUUUGGAGUGUGUGCUUUGCUUGUACAGUUGUAAAUACUCAGAAAAAUAUAAGAGGUACCUUAAAAUGAUGAUAAAAUAUAUUGAUCUUUAACUAUUAAUGUCGCUGUCGAGCUGGAUGUAGGAUAUAAACCUUAAUGUCGUGCUCUUGGGUUUUACUUUGGGUUUGGGCAUUGAGCUCUGCUCCACUCUGUAGCGUGGGCAGCUUGUCUGAUUGUACCGUGUGUGUGUGUUUCAUUCCAUUUCUCUACCUGUGCGCUAGGCUGCACCUUGAUGACAGAUGAGCCCGCCUCCCUUCCUUUCCUCCGUAGUGGGCACACUAGAAAGAAGGUGCUUUCAUUGUUUAGGCUCAGAGCAGCGCGUCGCCACCGUCCUCUUCAGAGCUCUGCGCCUCAGACUUUUGCUUGUUUUAAAAAAGUCUGAAUUCUGACAGUCUUUAAGCGGAAGCACUACAGUUUUUAUUCCACUGCAUCAACAGCAGUUCACCAUUAUGUUUAGUCUGCAUCAGUCAGUAUCUUCAGUCAACACAGUUAAAUCAAAGUCUACUGCAAAAGGCAUUAAACAUUCCAAUCACUGGUUUCAGCAGAUGUGACACUAAGGCUGAGCUGAAUCCUACAUCACCAGGAGCAUGACGACUCCAAAGUGUGUUAGCCUAGCGUAGCACUGGAGCCGGACGGGUUCUGUCUCAGCUGAGCUGUGUUGGGCUGGAGACGCUGAGCCUUGUCCUGGAUCCACUUCAGGUUCCGUAUAUUCAGUCUAAUUGGACAUGUGUUUGAGUGGAUGGUUGUGGUUCAGCUCAUUUCUCUGUCGGCAGUGCAAAACAAGCAGAAGUCUAUAUGUCAGAGCUUGAGGGUGACGGAGGGUGCUCGUGGUUCUGCGUGCUGCCGAUGCGUUCAGGGCCUGUGGGUUGUACCUUUAGUUCUAAACGUUGGUUUAACCACUGGCAGCUCAAAGUUCCCCUCGAGUGUCGGUGUUGGUUCCAAUCAGACAAGAUGUUUGAAGUUGCGUCUGCUUUUCCUUGUUCGUGUCAGCUUCAGGGCCUCCUCCUGGGACCUACGUGUAUUAAUAGUUUCCUUCGGACUCGUUGUGUUGGGGCUGAAGCAGAGGCUCAACUGGAAUCAGUUUCACACCUGUCGGAGCGACGUCUCUGGCACAUACAGAACAUUAACCUGCACAAACUGGGACGUCCGCCCCGUGGACGCGGUGCCAUUAAACCAGCGGUGGUGUAACGUGUACAUAGCUGAGGCUGCAUCUGGUUUUUACUUCCUGUCAAAGACUUUUCCAUCUGGACUAACCUGAAACGGGAGCAGCUUUAUAUGCAUCAGCAUCAGCAGAUGAGGACGUGAGCCAGAGUGACUCUUCCAGAGCUGGUACCGGUGGACUCGCAGGUUCUGCUCAUCCCAUCAUCACAAACUCUUCAUAUCAGCCGGUCCGUUGCCUCAGCUCGGCCUCCUCCACGUCCGCCCGUUUCAACAGUGCCAUUGUUUUCUUCCCUUGGUUUGGUUGAUUUCUCCAAAGAUCUAAUGACAGAUGCACAGCACCGACUCUGCUCACUGUGGUUUCACUCAUUAACACUCACCGCGCUGCGCUAACGGCUGUGGACAAUCGACGACUCCAGCGUGUUGGGGUUUGGACAGAUAACUUUGCCUAAUGACACCUUUAACAGAUGUGGAACGGAGGCUUUUGCUUUCUUUUGAUUUUAUUUUUCUAAUUAAUUAAUUUAGUUUUGUUUUUACUUUGGGUCUAUUCUUCCACUGAGACUGGAAUCAAGCGUACGUGUCGGCUAUAGAUAAUUUAAGUUACCCUUGUGUCAUGAUGUAAACUGUCUAAUUUGGAGAAAAAAAUGUAGCUUACUGAAAAAUAAAGAUUUAGGCACUGUU
Molecule: messenger RNA, 7587 nt
Organism: Betta splendens (Siamese fighting fish)
Lineage: Eukaryota; Metazoa; Chordata; Actinopteri; Anabantiformes; Osphronemidae
Product: la-related protein 4B-like
Exons: 17
Coding region: 629-2941 (770 amino acids)
Biological process (GO): positive regulation of translation
Cellular component (GO): cytoplasmic stress granule; cytosol
Molecular function (GO): mRNA 3'-UTR binding
Source: RefSeq, a predicted model, not a curated record